AUGGAGACAAAUGGGAGUAGUCAUCGUGACAAUCUUUUCUUAUCCUUUCUUCUUUACCUCUUUCUUUCCUUUCUCCUCCCCUUUCAAUUUCUCUACCCUCUCUUCUUUAUCUCUUUCUUAUCUUUUCCUCCUCUUUCAAUUCUCUACUGUUUUCUUUACCACUUUCUUUCCUUCUCCCCUCUUUCAAUUUCUCUAUCCUAUCUUUUUUACCUUUUGCUUUUCUUUCUCCUCCUAUUUAAAUUUCUCUACCCUGUCUUUUUUAUUUCUUUUCUUUUUCCUCCUUUUUCACUUUCUCAACCAUGUCUUUUCACUUUUCUUUCCUCUUUGAUUGCUUUUCACUUUUCUUUCUCCUCCUUUACUUUCUUUACCUUUACUUCUCUAUCUUUUUCUUCUGUCUGUCUCUUCUUUUUCUUUUUCCUCCUCUUUCAUGUUCUCCAUUAUGUCUUCUCUUUUUCCUUUCUUCUUUUCUUGAAUGCUUUUUCUUCUCUUUUUUUCAUUUUCUGUAAUCAUUUCUAUUUUUCCUUUUUCUGA
Messenger RNA from Acanthosepion pharaonis, 531 nucleotides. Lineage: Eukaryota; Metazoa; Mollusca; Cephalopoda; Sepiida; Sepiidae. The record is from the annotation of a GenBank genome assembly.